ACUUAAAAUAAAGGGAGGGAUUAAAAAAAAUACAACUAUAUUUUAUUUUAUCUUCAUAAGUAUUCUAUUAUUUUUUGAAAUUUUCAGCUAUGAUCACAUCCUUUUCAUCACCUUAACCAUAAACAAAAGCAAACUUAGCAAAGUGGACAAAAAGAGGAUAAGCGUGUCAACUUCUCUAAAUCCAUAUAACACCAGCCAUGAAACAAGAAAUAAAAGCAAUUCAACUCAAUGAACAAAUCAAAUGCAGAUAGUCUACAACACUCUACCAAACUUGUAGAUCUACCAACCAUUAUUUUGCUUCCUCCAAAAACUAAGAAGCUAUCUAGUCUUCAUCAAUCACCCAAUGUUUCUUCCCUUCAUGUCUAAGCAUCAACAAACAAUUGCACUAACCUUCUAUUCUCUACAUCUCAGCUUCCCCCCUUCUCUUCUUUCAACUCAAACCCACCAAAAUAUAAACUAAAUUUCACCUUCAAAAUCCCAACUCCAAUCUCCAUUUCUAACAUUUCAAUCCCAAGAAGAGCAAAAGAUCACAUUUUGAGGUAUCUUCUAAUUUCUCCCAAACAGCAACCCAAGAGGACCCAGAAAAAAAAAUGAGGCCUAAAAGCCAACCAAUCCCCAUCCUUAAGCUUCUCCUCUUUGGUGUCUUUCUUGCUUUCUUUCUGCUAUUUUUGUUAAGAUCAAACAUAUCUUCUUCCAAAGAAAACCCAUCUCCUGUUUCAAGAACCUUUCAAUCCAAAACCCCAAACCAUGAGGAAGCAAAUGCAACAAAUUGCUCCCCAACUAGCGGAAAGAUCCCACGGUCACUAGCUCAAGCUCUCAUCCAUUACACAACCUCAACCAUUACCCCACAACAAACACUCAAAGAAAUCUCAGUAACAGCAAAAAUUUUAGAGAAGAAAUCUCCCUGCAACUUCUUGGUUUUUGGGCUUGGUCAUGACAGUCUUAUGUGGAGUUCACUUAACUAUGGAGGAAGAACAAUCUUCCUUGAAGAAGAUGAGGCAUGGAUUUCACAAAUUAGGAGAAGGUUCCCCAUGUUAGAGUCCUAUCAUGUGACCUAUGAUAGUAAAGUGAACCAAGCAAAUAAUCUCAUGGAGGUAGGCAGGGGACCUGAGUGCACAGCAAUUAGUGAUCCCAAAUUCUCUAUGUGCCAACUUGCUUUGAAAGGCUUGCCUAGUGAAGUUUAUGAGAUAAAAUGGGAUUUAAUCAUGGUUGAUGCACCAACAGGUUACUAUGAAGAGGCACCAGGAAGAAUGACUGCUAUAUAUACUGCAGGAAUGAUGGCUAGGAACAAGGAAGAGGGAGAAGAAACUGAGGUGUUUGUGCAUGAUGUGAAUAGGGAAGUUGAAGAAACAUUUUCUAAGGUAUUUCUUUGUGAAGGAUAUAUGAAGAAACAAGAAGGAAGAUUAAGGCACUUCACAAUUCCUAGCCACAGGGGUGCCUUGGAGAGGCCCUUUUGCCCUGAGUAGAUUUCCGUUUGUCUUCAUAUAUUUUCUCUUGUUAUUGCCUUCCUUUUUUUCUCUGCCAUUUUUGUCCAUUUUUAAAGAAAUUAACUUGGUUUCAUUUUGGCACAACUAUGGCUUGUGAGUUAUGAGUGGAUGCUAUGGCCAAUGGGAUUGAGCAACUAUGAUGUGAUCAACCAAGAUUUGGAGAUUUCCAAGUUGUGUCGACCCAAAAAAUGGAAAAAAAAAAUCAUCCUUUUUUUGACUUGACAGUCUCUUUUUGUUAGCUCUAUAAAAUUUUUGUUUCAAUAUAGCUAGAAAAUUCCUUAUUA
Messenger RNA from Manihot esculenta (cassava), 1771 nucleotides. RefSeq names its product glucuronoxylan 4-O-methyltransferase 1. The record is from RefSeq and is a predicted model, not a curated record. Lineage: Eukaryota; Viridiplantae; Streptophyta; Magnoliopsida; Malpighiales; Euphorbiaceae. The coding region runs from base 591 to 1466 and encodes 291 amino acids. The transcript has a single exon. Gene Ontology annotation, biological process: xylan biosynthetic process.